AUGUCAACGCAACUCUCAUCCCAGUCUUCACCAACUCGAUAUGCGCGUGGUGCCGUUGGUAAUACACGUAAAAAGAAUCAUCUGUUCAUCACUUCCGGCUUGUUUGAUGUCUUGUCACAAAUUGAUACGGAAAUUGCGGGUCAAUAUGGUUUCCGCGAAUGUAUGACCACAAUCGUGGUCACCAACCGCGAUACUGAAGAAAUGCUUGAAUGUGCCAUUAAAGUGUCAGCAUAUAUUGGGCCUGACCUUAUCCUCAGCGAUGGCACUAUUUACUAUUUAAAAGGCCGUAUCCUAGCUCUCAACCAUGAUGAUCUUCAGGUAUUAUAUUAUGAACCUGAGAAUAGCAUCUCAAUUUCACAAUCCGAAUCUUUUCGAGCUGACCUAGCAAACAAGGUCUCUGUGACUGGCCUCGGUGUUAUCGCGUCGCAAGAAGUCGAGACCCUUAGUCCGGGGAAAGAAAACGUUAUCAUCAUAGUGGAGCACUCAGACUUCAAUCCUGCCAUUCGAGAUCAAGACACUUUUGAAGUCGAAUACAGGUGCAACUGGUCUCCUCUCAUGGCCAAGUUACAAAGUCUCUUGGUCCCUCGUCGAGAGGCACUUCUCACUGGACGUAUCACGGGGUAUAUACCCUCUUGCAAUAUGUGGUCUGUUGAGGUGACGGGUGUGAAUAUCACCACCGGGCAUGAGUCGGGCCAAUCGUCAACUGUUCCGUCUACAGGAUCUUCCUUAGGCACCCCGGGAGGCCGAGCAAGAGGUAAACUAUUUGUUCCAGGUGCGGCAUCAAAGAAACCUGCGGCCAUCAGCUCUCUCGACGACGCGUCCUCAGCUGAGAAUCCAAUUCCCCCUAACCCGAAGGGAAAAGGGAAAGCUGUCUCAACUGCUUCAUCUUCGCGGCCUGCGAGUAAACGAACUAAACCGAGCGGCUCGGAUGCCGAGUAG
Melampsora larici-populina 98AG31 is the source of this 939-nucleotide messenger RNA. RefSeq lists its product as uncharacterized. The coding region runs from base 1 to 939 and encodes 312 amino acids. The transcript is spliced from 5 exons. The record is from RefSeq and is a predicted model, not a curated record. NCBI's taxonomy places the organism in Eukaryota, Fungi, Basidiomycota, Pucciniomycetes, Pucciniales, Melampsoraceae.